This is a messenger RNA of Terrapene triunguis (Three-toed box turtle), 1164 nucleotides long. RefSeq names its product protein tyrosine phosphatase non-receptor type 20 (gene PTPN20). The transcript has 9 exons. Gene Ontology annotation, molecular function: protein tyrosine phosphatase activity. NCBI's taxonomy places the organism in Eukaryota, Metazoa, Chordata, Testudines, Emydidae. Gene Ontology annotation, biological process: protein dephosphorylation. The record is from RefSeq and is a predicted model, not a curated record. Bases 1 to 1149 code for a protein of 382 amino acids.
AUGGCGUGGAUCGUAAAUCCUGAUUCAGAAAGUAAAUGCGGUUCACCCCUGCAAAGUCAAUCAACUGAACUGGAGUAUGGGGCAAAUGCAGACAGAUCACAGAAAUACUCCAGGUGUGAAAGCAGCCUUAGAACAGACAGUCGGGAGUCUGAGACUGACAGCUGGAUGAGUGAGGAAGAUGACGUGGCCCGGAGGAUUUCUGUUCUAACCAGAGGCAGAACACUUGUUUCUGAAGACGAGCUGACUCAGCUGACUCACAUUAUGCCAUCGCUGACUGGGGUAGAUCUGAGGUCUCGUCUCAGAGUUCUGAUCCAGAACCUUCGGAGGCAGAUUGAAGAGCAAGAGAUCCUGAAAGAGUUUGUGGCUUUAGAACACAUGAAACCGCUCGAUGGCUGCCGAGUUGGGAAAGCGCCAGAAAACCGGGAGAAAAACAGAUACCGAGAUAUCCUUCCAUAUGAUGCGACACGGGUUCCUCUUGGAGCAACCAGGGGCUAUAUUAAUGCAAGUUACAUCCGAACGCAUAUUGGAGAAGAGGAACAUUUCUAUAUUUCAACACAAGGGCCUCUGCCUUGCACUGUGGCUGAUUUCUGGCAAAUGAUUUGGGAGAAUGAGUCAGAUGUGAUUGCCAUGAUGACGAAAGAAGUGGAGCUUGGAAAAGUCAAGUGUCACAGAUACUGGCCUGAACCUCCACAGGACUCUCUAGACCUCAGUGAAUUCCAUCUGAGGCUGGACAACUGCCAGAUCUUGGAAUAUUUUAUCAUCCGAAUAAUAGAAAUAAUUAACAAGCAGACAGGAGAGAGACGCUUCGUAAAACACUUGCAGUUUACCACGUGGCCAGAUCAUGGUACUCCCAGACUGAUAGAGCAUCUCGUCAAAUUCAUUCGCUACAUGAGAAAAAUUCACCAGACGGGCCCCAUAACGGCCCACUGCAGCGCUGGGAUUGGAAGGAGCGGGGUUCUGCUUUGUAUUGAUAUUUUGCUGAGCUGCAUUGAAAAAGAUCUAUGUUUCAACAUCAAGCAGAUAGUGAAAGAGCUGAGGCAUCAGCGAUUUGGCAUGAUUCAGACUAAGGACCAGUACCUAUUCUGCUACGAAGUAGUGCUGCAAGUGCUGCAGAACAUUGAAACCAUAGAAUCCCGUCUCCUCCAAUAAGAACCUCUGCUAUUG